AUGGCGUCUCCAGAUGCUAGUUCUGUGCAGACAGUCAAGUUGAAGGUCCUCUACACGUUCGAUGUCGACUCAAAAGACAAUCACCUCACACGAUGGCCUCAAUCCAUUCAAGUCAACACCUGUUUCCUCGAUAACGUUAGUCAGAUCGGCGUCGUUGACCUGCGGACAUGCCUCGAAGCUAUUGUCACGGCGAGUCCGGAGCUCACAUCGCAGGUCGAGAUGGACUACGCAGUCUAUGCCUACGACUAUUCCGAAGAUGAUACACCACUGGUGGGCCAGGGUUUACUGUCGAAAAACAUCGGCGAGGAGGACAUGGAGCAGGAGAAUGAAGCCAUGAUCACUGGCCGCAUAACCAAGGGCUUGAUGGGUCUGCUGAACAAGAAUGCACAACCUACUCUUGAGGUCAAGCUACGACUGAAGCCUGUCGCCACUGCUGUGCAACGACAACGCUCAGGUAGCGUCAGCAGUCAGGACGGACGCCCCUCGUGGCUACAGAAUCCUGAAGUCGCUCUUCAGCGGUCCGCCUCGCCGAUGGACACGUCAGGAAUCGAGAACAUGCAGCGGAUGAUAAGCGAGGGAGGUCCUCCACGAGACCGUGAUGGCUACGCUCAUUCGCGACCAGGCAGCCGUGCAGGAACCCCUGGAGUCCAGCAAUCAUAUGACCAAUCGCAGCGGCAGUUGGCGGAUGAAUACUCGCGACCCAGCUCGAGGUCUGCCAUGCGUCAGCCGCCACAGGCUCGGCGUGACUCAUUCAGCGGAUACUACAGUGCGGAUGAGACCAUCGAAGAAGGACAUGCUCGGAAGCGAGCAAAGAUCACAAAGGUCAACGCGCCCAAUAAGGGUAGCUUCAACAUCGAGCAGCAGCCAGACGGCUUGCGAGCCAUCGCUGGCAAAGCGAGCAGCGUGCGCCUCCAUCGUCCGACGCCUGUUCAUCCCCCAGGCCUUCUCAACAAUGUCUUUUCCAACGAAGAGCCUGUACGACCACCAACUCCAGUGCCCAGCACCAAAGCCACCCGCCCACGUGGUCGACCCAGGAAAAACGCGCCCAGUACUCUGAGUGCCGCACCUUCUGUGCAAGCUAUUCAACAAAAGGUCGACUAUUCCGAAUCAGCCGUUCUAUCUCCUGACGACCACCGGACACGCAGCGUUUCUAGUACACCCGCCAACAUCCCCUCUUCGCCUCCCGUUAUGCCCCAGCAACUGCUGCCGCGCACUAGUCCUGUGUUGCCUCCCAUGCAUACUGGCUCGGUUGAUUCCGGCUUUGGCAGUGGCAACAUGGAUGAUGACAUCUUUGGCGAAAAUGGGAUGGUGCAGUUCGAUGAUUUCGAUUUCAACAAAGCAGCAGAUGUUAAUCUUGACCUCGACUUCGGCCAAUUUGAUAAUCAACAGUACCCUCCUUUAUUCGCCGGUAAGACGCAAAUACCUGAGGUUCAGCAAGUUCCUACCGAUAAUCAUCACGACAUUGCUCAAGGUUACGAGCCUCCAGCUUCACGAGCCUUUCUUCCACCACCCUCUCGGCCCAUCGAGCGAUCGCAGUCUUUCACGCCCGUUACCCGACCUCAGACUAGCAUGUCCUCUCCAAAGCUCGCGCCUGCACCGUAUCCUCGAGCUCGUCAGAUCACUGAGGAGCAACAAAAGACGCUGCCGAAACUUGUCACACGUGAACUGGCGCCAAUUCCUGCUAGUGACCCAGGCACUCGGAAGAUAGAGCGGUCUCAGACAUGGGCGCCCGAUAGUGAUGCUUUGAUGUCUGAGGCCCUCGCCGGUCCAGAUGGAUUCCAUAAUAACAUGUCAAGAAGCAAGAAGAGGCCCGGUAAAGAGCAGACCAAAGCACGGCUAGAGAACGCGAUCGCUUCUGGCGCAAUGCCCCCUUACUGCGACAACUGCGGUUGUAUUGAAACGCCGGCAUGGAGGCGAGGGUACGCUAAAGUGUUUGAUUGUCCCUACGACGAUAUUGAGACAGGCCUGGGAUCUGGCGACAUUGUCUACAAGCACCCCCUUACCAAUCACGAAGACGGAGCCAUUAAAACAUUCCGCGGUUACAAAACUGACAAGCGGCCAGAGGAUGAGUCCAAUGGCUGGAAACAAAUUUGCUUGUGCAACCCUUGCGGUUUGUGGUUUCAUAAGCAAAAAUGUCCCAGACCAAAGGAAAAGUGGCAGAAGGCACCCAAAGGAAAGCGAAAGCGCAACGGCAAAGGCCCAAAGGCCGCAAAGAAGCCGAAUGCUCCACCGAACCCUCGGAGCGAUGCCCCAACACCUGCUAGCGAUGACUCCUCGCCAGCUGACACGGACGCACUCGACUAUGAUAACGACGAGGACAUGCAGGAUAUGCAGGGUGGCGAGGACGAGGCGACUGAGCCCCAGCUCCCGCCUAUGCCGCGAGAUACGCGCGCCAGCAGCGCUGAUCCACCGGCUCAGGGCUUGAGACGGGCGACCAAAGCGGCUCAGGAGCAGCGUCAGAUACAAUCAAGCCCAACAAAGGGCGGCAGGUCCGAGGCUGAUCCUAUUGAUGUUGAUCUGACCCCAAAGCCACUUCGAAGACAGCUCUUUCCAUCACCAGACAAAGCUCCCAGCGCACCUGGGUCUGGGCACGGGUCUGGUAGCAACCCCAGGAAUGGGGCACUCCUACCCUCUUUCGUGCGACGCAGUCCUCGCCUUACAAGGACUAAAGACGUUUUCCAAAUUUCAGGCAUAGCCGGAGCAGUCGCAUUAACGGCGGAUGGCAAAGAGAACAUUAUGCCCGAGCUGGCUGUGGAGCAUUCCUCCAUGUCAAUUGAUGACCUGUUCGAGGCCAAUGGGGAUGCAUCUCUGUUGCCUCCCUCCACACCUCAACGGCGAUCGGAGCGAUUACUGUCAAAGACGCCUCAGCAAGGAUUUGGCGCUGAGGUUUCAGCGAAUAUCCAACGAACUCCCAAUCUCCGCACCCCGAGACACAAGCAGGCACAGCACCCACUUACAGCGGCCUUGCUGGGCACUGCAGUCAAAGACGUGACUGAGAUGACACCAUUCUCGCGUUCGAUCCAAGACGCCUUGAAUGGAGCAUUCGUCACACCAGGAAAGGAUAAAGGCUCGCGAAAAAGCACCCCUCACAAGGGCGUGUCGUUUGAUUUUCCUGACCUGCCGUCUCUGAAGGGUUCAUCACCAUUUAGCAACGACAUGCCGUUCAAUAUCGCUUUCUCGGAACUUCCAACUGACAUUCAAACUGACAUGACUAUGUUCAGCACCGAUGGCCCAAUACCUAGCUCGCCACCGAACUACCUCCACUUUAUAGAUCCAAAGGGCAACGGCGAGCACAUCUCAGAUGAAUGGAGUCACAUGGAGGAGCAAACUGCCAAAACGUCGAGCUACCCAGAUCCAACUGAAUUGGGCAUUGCUCCCACAGGCACGCCACGGCGCAGUCCAAGAAACAACAACAAAUGA
This is a messenger RNA of Cyphellophora europaea CBS 101466, 3420 nucleotides long. RefSeq lists its product as uncharacterized. Gene Ontology annotation, biological process: rDNA heterochromatin formation; regulation of transcription by RNA polymerase II; silent mating-type cassette heterochromatin formation. NCBI's taxonomy places the organism in Eukaryota, Fungi, Ascomycota, Eurotiomycetes, Chaetothyriales, Cyphellophoraceae. The record is from RefSeq and is a predicted model, not a curated record. The transcript has 2 exons. Gene Ontology annotation, molecular function: sequence-specific DNA binding; zinc ion binding. The coding region runs from base 1 to 3420 and encodes 1139 amino acids.